Messenger RNA from Sparassis crispa, 660 nucleotides. RefSeq lists its product as hypothetical. The record is from RefSeq and is a predicted model, not a curated record. The transcript has a single exon. Bases 1 to 660 code for a protein of 219 amino acids. Lineage: Eukaryota; Fungi; Basidiomycota; Agaricomycetes; Polyporales; Sparassidaceae.
AUGGGACACAAGUAUAGCAUCAGAUCCAUCUGCGACUUCGUCCUUACGCGCCUCAAGGCUGCUCUCCUCACCAGGUUCGCUGACUACGAUACCUUCGCCUUCAAUCGCCGCACCUCUCUCGCGAUGAAAGAAGAAUAUGUGAUCAUCCUCGCAAAUCUGGUACAACUCACAGGUGAAAAGAUAUUCCUCCCGCUCCCGCUCUACGGCUAUGCCCAACUUCCUCCUGACAUGCUCUUCGCUGGCAUCCCGCGCGCGGACGGGACACAGGAGCAACUCUCGGCCGCGUAUCUUCUCCAGUGCCUCACGGUAAAGGAUGGCCUCCUCCGCUGUACGACCCUCUCCUGGAUGGCCAGCCUCGCACCCCACCCUGAUUGCACUUCCGGCGGCUCCAAUACCCUGUCUGCUGCAGACACGGGCACAGACGCUGAGCGAGAGUCCUGCACCGCGAUCCUUCGCGAAAUGCCCUUCAUCAUCCUAGCGUGCAACCUUUCCACGUAUCUGUGGGUGCUCGAACCACUCGUCGCCAUGUGCAGGCUUGAUGCAGGGCUCUGUAUGAAAUGUAGACAUAUGGUCGGGGAGAGUGACUUUGCAGUGCGGAGGACAGUCUGGCUGCAACUGCCUGAGAUUAUGGGUGUAGAAGUGGCUGGCUGGGAGACCUGA